Molecule: messenger RNA, 16682 nt
Organism: Amoebophrya sp. A120
Lineage: Eukaryota; Dinophyceae; Syndiniales; Amoebophryaceae
Source: the annotation of a GenBank genome assembly
AUGCAAAUUCUCGGCAAGCUGAAGGUCGAGCUGGCGCUUGUCGCUUUGUCCAUGAUGUUGGGCCUACUCACUUUCGCGGCUGCCUACAUCGAUGGAGCCAAUAAGAUGGCAUCUGGUUUGACCGAGGUGCUAGCAGACGCCGAGUUUAGCGACGAGCCCACGUUUUUGGGCGACUCAUUUUAUUCGCCCGAAGGCGAGGAAGUGUUCUCCAUGUUGGAGCCGCAGGGGAGUGGGGUGAUGGAUUGGAAGCUCGCGUACGCGUCGUAUGAAGACCUCCCUGCUUUGCCUUUCCCCGGCAACUAUCACCAGGACGAUCCAAAAUGGGACGCCCGCCUCGGACUUGGCGGGACCACUUAUGAGCUGUUGUACUUUGCGGACCGACGACUGCCGAGUGGCCUCGGUAUAGAUAUGAAAAGUGCGCCGGCCGGUCCGGAGGACGAGAAGAAGAGACUUCCGCUCGGUGGAAUCGCCGAGCUCUUGACUAUCCAGCAAUUCUAUCAUGAUAAUAAAGAUGCGAAGAAGCUACACGGUUUCCUCGCGCCACCUCUGAAGCUGCCCGUCAGUAAAUAUACAGCCGGAAGCAACAAGAAAACGAAAAAGGAAACUCCGUCGUGGGAGUUCUACAGCCUGCCUUUGUUUACCCCUAUCCCUGCGCGUACGAAAAACGGCAACCUGGACUUAAGCGGGUACAUAGAGCCAAGAAUUAACCCCCCCCCGGACGGAUGGUUUUAUUCAACGCGCCCGGCCGCUGGCUUAAAACAAAAUAAAAAGCGCUGGCCAAAUUUGAUCGCUUCCAGCCCUUAAGCGCCGAAAUCGAUGAAAUUUCGCCAGCAGCGCCCAUUUAUUUAUCAUAGUGAUUUUCUUGCCGACGCGCCUGGGGGUCGUGUGGUGGGGCUGUGCCUCUAGGUGCGAUAGCGGAAACCACCGCGCGCCGCUCAAUUUGUGGCAGCCCGCCCGCGGCCCUCUGUUUCUCGCGGCUCGGGAGAGAGGCGGUGGAGGUGUUCUGUCGGCGGGGGGGGGGGCGAAGUGGUGCCUGACAGACUUUUUGGGCCGCCACCCAGCCUGGCUGCGGAGGGGGGGCCCGACUGCGCGCGCCCAGUCUUUCUUAGGAGAGUCCGCGGGAAACUCAGCGCGCACGGCGUGCGCCUGCUUCCAGGGGCGCCAGUGUUGCGUUGGGCGCUGGCGGCCUGCCAUCGUUUCGGUGGCUUCCGUGUUUCGCCUUUCGCAGGUGCAGCGAUGUGAGCCUGUUGCCCAUCCAAGGCGGCUGGUUGCCCGGCUAGAAAGCGCAGCCCGCCGGGGUCUGAGAUAUGUAAGUAUGGGUGGCGUUGAAGGCCCGCGCCGGCCGGCCCGUGCCAGCCUCCCUCGCAAUCAGCCAGCCGGGCCUUUCCUUUGUGAGUGCCCGCGCGGGCGCUGCCACUGAUGGGGGCGGCGCCCGUGCCUGGCCGCCAUUGUGUGGGCGCGGGGCCUAAGCCUGGCUGCCAGCACCAUCAGAAGCGCGGAACCGGCCGGCCUUUGUGGUGUCUCACCAUCAGAAGUGCGAACUAGCUACGAGGGCCGGCAUCCUGUGCAGAAGUAUAGUGCUCGUAGUCAUUGCUUUCAUGCGCCGCAAAUUUUUUUCUUAAUAAGGUAAAUCCGCAUGACAAAUUUUAUUUCUCAUGCUGGGGAAAUUCAAAUUUGUAUGUAGUGAGGUCACCGAACGGUUCUAACCAGGGAGCUUUUUUGCCACCCAAACAGCAAAACGACCGGCAGUUUCUAAGCGGUCGGAGGGCUUUUUGCACAAAAAAAAAUUUCAAUUUUCAAGCGGCCCUGGCUGACCUGGCACCGAAUCGCCAGCGGAUUCUAUCGGUCGCCGCUGGGUAAAACGACGCUCGCAGGGAAGCCGGCACAGGAGCGCCCUUCUGAGGCGCACAGCGCGUCUAAUUUUGCCGAUUUGGGGCGCCCAAAAAGGGGCGCCGAAAAAAUACCAUAACGAAAAAAACUGCGAAUCCGCAUGCUAUGGUCGCCAUUUUUGCCGACUUCCCGAGGUCGCAAAGCCGGCCACCAAAGUCGGGCAUUUGUAAUGCGGGGAGCAAUCCAAAAAGUGCGACUCUUCAACAAAAAGAAAACAAAGAGCGGAAAGCUCGCCAAAAGCUGAAAGCUAACUCGCAUGCUAUGGGCCCGAUUUUGGGAGCCCAUGGAGUCGGGAUGGGUGGGGGCCCUGGGGUGGCUAUAGCAUGCGGGAAAGCGUUUCGAUUCAGGAGGCGGCAGGGGCGCGGCUUUUCAACAAAAAAAACCAAAGGACGCAAAUCCCGCCAAAAGCAGCAAGCCAGCCCGCACGCUAUGGCCCCGAUUUGGGGGGCCCACAGGGCCGACCCCGGCGGAGGCCCUUGUGGGGCCAUAGUGUGCGGGAAAGCGUUACUCCUCUGAAAAGAGCAAAAAGACCCGGCGCCGUUCCGUCGAAAAAACGAAACCCGCGGGACCUCACUACCCCCGCCUUGGCGGCUAUAUUUGGUAACGCAUUUGUACGAGUGCGAUACUUUUGCAAUGCAUAGCCGGGGCGCACCGCCUAAAGUCCUAAAAAGUAAGUCCUGCCCUGCCCGAUCCGAAGUGCGGAGCUGGCGGGAGUGAAGUGUGUACACCAGACGCGCACCAUCAGAAGUGCGGAACUUGCGCGCCCGGGCGUACCAUCUUCAAGUCAAGAUGGAUGGAUGGAUGCGUGGAGGGAUGGGCGGGCAGUUCGUGGCACGCGCCGCGCGCUUCGGCUGCUGCUUGCCUGCAUCCAUUGGGGCAGGCCAAUGGCUCUCGCUCCCGGCCCGUCCGCCCGUUGAUCGCCAAGCCCGCUUUAUUUUAUUUUGCCGACCCGACAGGGACAGCCACACGAAAUCCACGCGAACGUCCGUGGCCUGUGUGUGGGUCUGUCUGUCAGUCUUUGACCGAAUGACCUGCGCCGCCUCCGCGCGGCGACUCUCUUUAUUUUUUGGCAUUCGGCCGGGCGGCCUCGUCCCGGCCGGCCGAUCGUGCAACGCACCGCAAAAGCACCGCGUCGGCCCUCCGGGGGGAACCAAUUGGGUUGGGGGAGGCAGGCACGCCGGCCCCGGAUCGCCAAGCAAACCAAAGCGCCUCGGGCAUGGGGCCGCGCGCCAGUCUGCCCCAUUUAGUAAGAAAGUGCGCGCGCCCUCUAUUGGUUGGCCCCGGACUACUUGCGCGGCCGCCGCGCACGCCAGCGGGCGCGCCCGCGGGCGGCGCCGGCAAUCUUGUGCGGCCUGCCGGCUCCUUUGACUGCGCAAAGCCUAGCAGCAGGAGCCCACCUCCGUGCCUGGUUGGCCUGCUCGACCCAUCGGGGCGGGGGGCGGGGGGUUGUUCGAGCCCGCUGGCAAGCCUGCGUGCCCGCCGGCGGCCGGCCGCCCGUUUUUUUGUUUUAUUUUGGCCCGGGCGCCCUCCUCUUUGAAGGCCCGCUCCGCUGAUGCCCGCCCGUCCGUGCGCAUUAGCUGGGGCGAAUCAAUAUAGGAAAACGAUCGGCCGGGGGAAGCCGCCUGUGGCCCCUUUGAUUGGGGCCGGCGAACAGAUGGAAGCGGCGCCCGGCGCUGCGGCAGGGCAAUGUGGUAGCGGCCUGGCCCCUCUUUGCUGCCUUUGCGGCCGCUGCGAUGGAUCGUUCCUUUUCAGUCGUGGCAUCGGCGGGCGGGCGGGCCUGCUUCGGCGCGCUUCUUUUGAUGCGCCUACCUCCUACGCCACCCGCGCCCCCCGGGCGAGCGUGCGAGCCCGGGUUUUUUGUUUCUGGUGGCCCAGCCCCCCCCCCCGUUUGCCGGCCCGGGCUUUUUUUGUGCCUUUGGCCUCCUGUCCCUGGAACUUGCAUGCAGACCUCCGGGGCCGUCCUCAAUUUUGCUGGAGGAGCUCCACCGGUUUCCCCGAGGCUGCUCGCAGCCGGCUUUCAGCCGCCGCCCGGAACGCUUCGCUCCGGAAGCCGUAAUCCCAUGGCACCCCGGGCCCGCUCUGGGUGUUGGGGCAAAGCCAUUCCCGGCGGCCGUUUUGUGGCCCCAAGUUGGCGGCCGCCUCCGCAGCUUUUUUGGUUUUUGAAGGUUGGCCCCCUUCCUGUUUUGCGCGUUGGGCGGCGGCCUGGACAAAAGCGGCGGGGCAAUUAGGCUCAAGCGAUGGCGCGCGCGCGCGCGCACUGUGCCAGCCUCCCUCUUUCCUAUCAACCCCCCAUCCAUGCCCCGCCCAAACCCAAGCCCGUGGUGGGCAGGCCCGCAGCCGUUGCUCUGGGCGGUGGUUGGAUUGGCUGGAAGCCCCGAACGCGCCCGGCGGCUUCGCGGCCGGGCGGGGGGCCGGAUGGGUGCCUGGCGGUAUCAUCGGCGCCCGCCGCCUACUUCCCGCGCCUGCCCCCCCGCUCGCGCGGCCGAUUCUCCGACCUGAGCGCGCGCUUCCUUUCUAGCGUUGGCUCGUUGGACCUGCCCCAGCAGGGCACUUCACCCGGCGCUUUGGCCCCCGCGCGCCCGGCCGCGCCUUUUGUUUCGAUCGGGCGGGGCGGGAGGUUGAUUGGACUGGUGGCCCGCCGCAAAUAGCGGGCGCCCGUCCCGGGCGCGCGCCGAGAAGCGGUCGGCUCAUGGUGCGUGAAUACCGCAUCCGCCGGCGGGCCCCCGUCUGUGUUGCCCGCCCCGCGGCGCGCCCGCCCUUGCGUUGCUUUUGCGGCGGCCCCGCCCGGGUUCGCCUCGGGCCCGGGGGCUACCUAGCAUGGAAGCAAGCAAACUUAGAUACCCGGACCCCUUGCAUUGGUUUCGGCCGGUGUGCGGAUUGGGCUCUUGUUAUUUGGAUUGCAACAAGCAGAAGCAUGGCCGGGGCCCCAUUGGGCCGGGGGCUUGCUGGCAUAAUUGGGGUGCGCGCCUUUCGUCGGCCAGCGGGGUGCGCUCCAACUCCCCGCGCUGCGCUUGCAGGGUGCUUGCGAAGUGUUUCGGGCGGCCCACCUGGUUCCCGAAACGAAGGGAGUGACCGUGGGGCCAACGCCUGGGGCCGACGACGGGCGUCAGUGAGUGUCGUGAGAUGUGGCCGGGCCGCCUCCCUCUCUUGCGCACGCCCGCCGGCGCUGCGUGGCUUCGCUCUAGUAGACUUACUAUCUAUGGCCAGCGCCCUCCGUCGGGUGUGUUGGUCGUGGCUCUGGCCCGGGGAUUAAGAGGGCGGGCCUGGAAAAAGCAUCGGCGCCCAACACCCCUGGGCGACCAACUCCUUCGCCGGCCCGCCGGCCGGCGGAAGGUUCCGCCUGCUGCGUUUCAGGACAUGGCAGACCUUGGCUGUUGGUGUGCGGGAGAAAAAGGCGCCCGGCUUUUUUUUUUGAAAAAAGCGCGGAGGCCCUUGCCCAAGGCGCCAGGCCGGGCGGCCUUCCUUCGGAUGGAAUCAAUGCGCUUCGGCUGCACGGGCCGAAAGCCCCGCACUGGUGGAGGGUUGCUACACAGCUGGCGGCGCCCUUUUUGCUUGCUGGCCCCGUCUUGCGCGCCGGCGUUCGCGGCGUUUAUUUUCAUUAAUUAUCCCGAGGGCUGCCGGCGCGUGCCCGCGCAUGCAAUCAAAAAGGAAACACGCCGCGACCCCCCGCCGCGGGCGUGAUGCCUUACUUUAAUGAGGCCGCGCGCUGCGUCCGCACGCAGAAGAGCUGCUCUCGUUUUGUUUGGAAUGCUUUGCUUGCAGCAUCGGGGGCGCCAAUGAUCAAAGGGCGGCGCGCGCUCUACGGCCCACAGCCUGUCCCUGUAAAGGUUUCCGAGGAGCCUUGCGGAGGUUUGGCGCGGUUGUUUUUCGUGGUCGAGGUGCCGGCGCCGCCCCGCCUCACUCUCUUCAUCCUGCGCGCCUUUGUCGGUCUGACAACGCCGCGCCCACAUUUUGGCGCCCAUCGGGCGACGCGUUCGAGGUCGGACUCGGAUCCCGUUCUCGGUGUCUCGGACGGACAACAACCAGGCGCCCGGUGGCGCAUUGGUUUGCUAUGGCCAUUUUUGGCUAAAGUCAUUGACAGGGCGGGUUAAAGCCAUCCGUCGGGGGGGUCUGUCAAUUUUUGCCGAGUGCGCCCUCAUAGGCCGACAUCUUCAAGAAGCGCGCCAUGUAUUUUGGAAAAGAUAAAGCGGCGGGCGCCGCCGCGGACGCGGAGCUUGAUCGUCACGCGUGGGAUUAUUUUCAUAAAGGGUUACGCGUGGACACAAUGUUAUUGCUGCGGCACCAUCGGGACUUCGCCAAUCUGCGGAAAGUGUUCACUCAUGAGCGCGAAACACAGCAAAAAGCGUGCGACUUCUACUAAUCACGAAGAUGGGGCGUCGUUUGUGGGUCUUGGUAUCAUCGCGCCGCCACCGGCAACGCACCCACUUCCAGUGGUUGACAGGCCGCAGCCUUUUCCUCGUGUCGCAGGCGUUGCGCGUGUUGCACCCGCGCACGCGGAUAGAGGCCUGCGCGGCUCGUCGCGUUUGCGCCACUCCGCAUCGGAAGUGCUUAGUCCGCAAGCCUAAGAAUUGGCGGGCGUUUCUAAAAUGUUUGACGGCGUUGGGCGUUGUAUCCCAGGCCGAGCUUCAAAAGGCCGCGGCGCAGUGGCCCUGCUUCCCUUUAAACUUUAAAGAAGGGCGGGGCGUCAAGUGUCACCAGAGCCGCCGUCGCCGGCCGCGAAACUUUUUGCGAGCGACCGCGCAGGCAGGGCCGGCAGAGAGAAGGCCCGCCCCCUCCGCGCCCACGCCGUCGCUGCCUGUGAUUAAAGUGCUGCCGUCCCUGGGCUCUGUGCCCGCGCGCUUUUAUUUCUGCUGCGCGCGCCCGCAUGUGAAGGAAGCCGACACCUUGUUUCCUAGCGUGCCCAGCAACGGGAAAGCGCCCCCCGCCCGCGCCCUCGCCUUAGCUAGCAGGCCCGGCAGGUUCUUUGGUAGCAUGCGCGCAGCCACUGUCUGGGUCCCGCGUGGCGCCCUCGCGUUUCGCCAUCUCCCUGAUCGAAGGCACACGCAGCCGCGAUGCCGGUGCUCCGCUCCUCGUGCAAGCGCCCCCGCUGCAGCCCUUUCGUCGGCCGGAUUGCAAAACUUGGCGAGGAAAAAGACGCGGGGCCCGGUUGUUCAAAUUGGCGGGCCUGCGCUCGCCGCGCAGCGAGCCAGCGCCAGGCGCCGGGCGUCUUCGGCCCCAUGCUUGCCCGGCAGCCGUGCCUAGGUAGAGCCGACGCGCAGCUUGAAGCCUCCCACCGCCCAAGCGGCAUCGCUCACCGAAGGAGGUGCGAAAGGAAGCUAGUGCGACCAAUCUGCCGCCGGCCCUUCACCGCCCGCGCGCCCGGCCGCAGCGGCCUGGCUGCUAGGCAGAACGCAUCCAGCCAGCGGAAGAUCACACGCAGGAACGCAGCGCCCCCCCUGCCUUGUUCUGGGAAUUGUCUGCGCAGGCCGCGGGCACUCCUCGCACUCACACAGAGGGCCUCCAGGCUCGGGCGGGGCGGGGGCCGAGGGCUGCCUGUUGCCGCUGGCCGCGCGCGAGGCGUUGCAGCGGCGUCGGUGUUGCAGCAGCUCCGCGAGGCGUAGGCGCAGCCGGUCGCCCACCUGUUAGGGGUAGCGUGACUCAGUAAUUGGCAGUCUCCAUCGGUGUGCCUGUGGUUGGUGUUGCGCCGGUUCUUGCAGCUAGUUUGAUACUGGGGGCGCCGCCUUCCUUUGGGGUUUGCGCCCAGCAGCUUGCCUGGCCGCGCCCGCCCUCCCCCCACAUCUGGUUAGUUAGAUGCAAUAGAUGGCCCGCGUUGUAAAUUGUCUGGGCUCGCUUGGGGGGCCGGCCAGGCGGCGUGGCGGCAGCGACUUUCUUUGUCGCCUGUGUGUAAAGCCAUUCCUUCGGCGCCAUGUGUCGCCCGUACGGACCCCGCUCGACAUCGGUGCCCGUUGUGUCGCGAUUGCGCGCGGUUCCCGGUACGAAGCGAGUGCGCUUGUGGAUCAUAAGCAACAUCGCGAUGGUGCCGCAGCGCGCGACUGUCCGUCCAUAGAUUAACAGGCCCCUGCUGGGCUUCAGCGCGACCGACGUCGACGACGUCGAGGAGAUGUUUUCCAACUUCGCACAGCUCUGGGAAAAGAGCCGGGGACCAGGUGCGGCCGCGGCGUUAGCUGAGGGGCUCAGAAAAAGCAUCGAAAACGAGGCCGACCCUUCGCUCCCAAAAGAAGUCGAACACUUUGUCGCGCAGAGCGUGAAGCAGGCGAAGAAAAGGGGGGGGGAGCACCCUACCCACAAGCGAGCCCGCAUAACGGCGGAGAGGCUCGCUGGAGUACUUAUUGCGGGCCGGGAGACGUGGCAGCGAAUUCAACACAUAGCGUGCAGCCUCGUUGAACGCGAAUGGCAUAAAGUGGCGCGACACGUUGCAAACAAGUUCGAACACAAGAAGCACCAUGACGUUCACGAGCUGGCGAAUUUGGUCCUUGAGGAAGUGGCGGGGAAGGGUGACGAACACAAGAAUGACGAAGGCAAGCACCAUCAUGAUGAGCAAACCAGGGCGAUCUUUGCGAAUGGGAAAGCGUUGCUCAAGAAAAUCGACGAACAAACCAUCCGCGACAAGGAACUACUGGAGCUGCGGGCGGUCCACAAAUUUCUUACUAGUUCGAUGAGUGUAUCUGCCGAGGGGCUGCUGGGUGUGAAGUCGCUGAACGGGUGCGGCCCAGCGGGCGCCCCGAGUGCCCUUGUGGACCUGAGCCUGAUUCGAAGAGACCGCCUGGAAGCGCACAUGGAGAAUUUGAAAGCUGGAAAGGGUAUUGGGGCGCUGCUACACUGGUACGCCGCGCGUGUACUCGCGGCCGGGGUUGUGUAUGGUGGGCAACACAGCCACGUAGCUAGGGACGGGAAGUGUAAAAAAGUUUCAUACCUAUAAAGUACGAGCUACCCCUAGCAUGGUCGGUCGGUGUUGUGAGCACGAUGGCGAUCAUUUUUGCAUUUUUUCCCGUCCCCCCUAGCACGGCCUGACCGUGCUAGACAAGCAGCCAAAAAAAGCAACCCAGCUGCAUUUUCGGCAGUUGCUGGCGGUUUUGCACUUUUUGCGCACGCUCCUAGCGCGGUCGGUGUGUGCGGGCAAAGCAGCGGAAAGUCGGAAGCCCCCGCCUCACUCUACUCGGGGUCGUAUUUGCGCGGCCCACAGAAAAAAAUAUUUUUCGGGGAAAUCCGCUACAUAUCUGAUUUUCGCAAAACACAGGCGCUGGUAGCACGACAGGCGCCAAGUCGGCGCCUUUGCUCUCCAGGCGCUGGUAGAUUUUUUUCAAGAAAGCGACGGCCCGGCUUGGCGCCGCUGCCAAGUCCGGACUGGGAGGCCGAUCGCUGUUUGCCGUGUUCUCAGAGUGCCUAUGUGGACGAAAAUAAAGUGAGCAUAUAUCCCAAAAAUGGGCCGCGUAUUUAGAAACGCAUAGAAAUUACUAUAUUUACGAGCCUGGAAGCGGGGCCAUCGGGGCCCCGCUUCUAUGGGCUCGCUGCUGCCGGACCGACCCGCCCCCGUGGUCGGCCCCGCUUUCAAAAUCGAGAAAGCCAACGACAAUGCGCGGGGGGGGCCCGCGUUAGAAGUGCAGCCCGUCCGCUGCGCUGUCUGGGAAAUACGAAAAAGCCGCGGCCCCGGGCCCGUCGGGGCCGCUCCGCCUCCGUUUUUUAUUUUCGCAGGAGCUGGCUGUGAAAUGCGCAAAAUUGCUGCGCUUUUCGCAGGCCGCUCCGCCUUUGCUGGCUUUGGCAGGCCUGGCGAUGACAGGCAAGCAAGCGCGCGCCGUUGGCCACAUAAUUGACGCCCCCCCUGUGUUUCAUGCACAGCCUUGCUUUGCUUUGCGCAGCCUCGCUCUGCGCAGCCUUCGCCCUGUUUUUCUCGCUUUGCUUUUUCCGCUUUGCUUUUUUCGCUUCGCUUUGUCUGCUUUGCUUUUUCCGCCUUGCCUUUUUCGCUUCGCUUUGUUUGCUUUGCUUUUUUCGCUUCGCUUUGUUUGCUUUGAUUUUUUCGCUUUUCUUUUUCCGCUUUGCCUUUUUCGCUUUGCCUUUUUCGCUUUGCGUAUAUUCGCUCUGCCUUUUUCGCCUUGCUUUUUUCGCUUCGCUUUUUUCGCUUUGCUUUUUCGCUUUGUUUUUCGCUCUGCUUUUUCGCUUUGCUUUUUCGCUCUGUUUGCGCGCUUUGCUUGUUCGCUUUUCUUGCCCGCUUUGCUUGCCCGCUUUGCCUGUUCGCUUUGCUUUUUCGCUUUGCUUGCUCGCUUUUCUUCUCGCUUUGCUUUUUCGUUUUGCUUUUUCGCGCUUCCUUGGAUUCUUUUGCUUUCGCUUCUGGCUUUGCUUGGCGGCGUUUUGCUUGCGCAGCCGUCGCGCAGUCACGUUUUUCGUCAACCACGUGCGACAUUUUUUGAAAUUAGUAAAUCGCUAGUAGCAGGAGAACGCGUAGCGUAAGAAGGAGAGGCAGAUCGGGACGCAGGUCCGAAAGCCGCGCCGCCUUCCGACCGCCCGGGUUGCGAGUUUGGCGAGCUCGCAACUACACCAAAGCCCGCUCGCAGCAGCCAGGCUCUUAACGAAAUCGCUCGCCAGCCCUGAGAAAGCUUGCGCCCAAAGAAGCCCCCGAAGGCGUAGGCCCUUAAGACGUGGGGCCUUAAAGCGCACCCGUUUAGAUCGCCGCCGGCCGCUUUGGUUUUUGCGCUAGUGCGUUGGCCUUUUCGCUUUUUGCUUUUAAGCGCCCCCCUUUUUGGCGCUUUGCUCUGUCGCGAUUUGCUUUCUGGAUGGGUGGCGCUUUGCUUUUUCGCGCUUUGCUUUUAUUUUCGUUCCGCUUUGCUUUUUUAUUUUUCCUGUGCCGGCUCUCAGCUUUAAACGCGUAGGCCUUAAGGGCUAGGCCCUUAAGAAAGCUCCUAAGGAAGCUCCUUAGGAGGCCGCUUAAGGCAUACACCCUGAAGACAUGGGGCCACAAAACGGGGCCGCUCAGAGCUUUGCUCCCGCUUUGCCUUUUUGCGCUUUGCUUUUUGGUGCUGAGCUUUUUGGCGCUCGCCUUUUUGAUGCUUUGCCUUGUCGCGGUUUGCUUUCUCGUGCUUUUGUUUUUGGCGUUUUGCUUUUUCGUGCCGCUUUGUUUUCGGCGUUUUGCCUUUUCGCCUUGCGCUUUGUUUUGUUUUGCUUUGCUUUGCUUUGUUUUGUUUUGCUUUGUUUUGUUUUGUUUCUUGCUUUGCUUCUUGCUUUGCUUCUCGCUUUGCUUCUCGCUUUGCUUUUCGCUUUGCUUCUCGCUUUGCUUCUCGCUUUGCUUCUCGUUUUGCUUUUCGUUUGCCAUUGCUUUGCGUUUUGCUUUUCCUUUCGCUGUGCCGCCUCUCAGAUUUUAAAGGCCAGGCCUCAAGGGCUAGAUCCUUAAGAAAGCUCCUAAGGAAGCUCCUGAGGAAGCCUCUGAAGGCGUAGGUCCUGAAGACGUGGGGCCUUAAGGCUUUAAGCCCGGCGUAGCCGCUCGCACCCUUUCGCUUUGGUUUAUGCGCUUUGCUUUUUCCGCUUUGGUUUUUGGCGCUUUGCUGUUGGCGCUCUGCUUUUUCGCGCUUUGCUUUUGGCGCUUUGUUGUUGGCGCUCUGCUUUUUCGCGCUUUGCUUUUGGCGCUUUGCUUUCGGCGCUUUGCUUUUGGCGCUUUGAUUUUUGGCGCUUUGGUUUUUGGCGCUUUGCUUUUUCGCUUUGCUUUUUCGCUUUGCUUUUUCGCUUUGCUUUUUCGCUUUGCUUUGCUUUUUCGCUUUGCUUUUUCGCUUUGCUUUUUCGCUUUGCUUUUGGCGCUUUGCUUUUUUGCCGCCUUGCUGUUUGCGCUCUUCUUUUUCGCGCUUUGCUUUCAGCGCUUUGCUUCUGGCGCUUUGCUUUUGGCGCUUUGCUUUUGGCGCUUUGCUUUUGGCGCUUCCUUUGGUUUUUUUCGGGUUGCGACUUUGGCAAAGUCGCAACCAACGGCAACCACAACCAGAGACCAAAACCCGCUCGCAGCAGCCAAGCUCUUAACGAAAUCUCUCCGCCGCCCUGAGAAAGCUCCGCAAGAAGCCUCCGAAGGCGUAGGCCCUUAAGACGUGGGGCCUUGCGCCCGCUUUGGUUUUUGCGAUGCCUUGCCUGUUCGCUUUUUGCUUUGCUUUUUCGCUUGCGCCGUGCCUGCCCUCCCCUUUAAGCUAGCGCCUAGGCCUUACGGGCUGCGUCCUACCUUAAGGCAGCUCCUUAGCAAGCCCCUUAGGAAGGCCCUUAGGAAGCCCCUUAAGGCGCUUUGCUUUUUGUUUUUGGCGUUGCUUUUGCCUUUUCGCCUUGCGCUUUGCUUUCUUUUGCUUUGGUUUGCUUUGCCAGCUUUGCGCUCCUUAGGAAGCUCCUAAGGAAGCUCCUAAGGAGCCCUCAGGAGCUCCCUUAAGCGAGAACGCCUUAAGCGGGAACGCCUAAAGGCGUACCUUCUUAAGCGGGGACGCCUUAAGAUAAUUUCGCUUCAGGCUUUUUCUUAGCGCGCCCUCUUAGGAGACGCCCUGCGUAAGGAAGCUUCCUUAGGAGCUUCCUUAGGAGCGAAAAAAUCUUUGCCGCUAUUAUUAUACUACACACGGAAGAAAACGGGGCCGGAGAGGUUCCGGUAGAGUGUGGGGAGAGGUUGCCUGCGUAGAGGUAAAGUAGAGGGUCGGGAAAAAAUAGAGGGUCGGGGAGAGGUAAGGCGAGAGGUAAAGGAGAGGGUAGGGCGCGGGUGGGUAGUACGUCGGCCCGUAUAGCGGCGCUAUACGCCCGAAGAGGGUAGGUAGAGGGUGGACAGAGGUAAAAUAGAGGGUAGGGGGAGAGGGUCGAGAGGGUCAGAGAGGGCGCGUAGUAUAGGGUGACCCUCUACCCCGACCCUCUCCGGGGCCCUCUAUUUUACCUCUCGGCGGGCCCUCUCGGGACCUCUCCGACCCUCUCCAGGACCCUCUCCGGGACCCUCUCCGAACCUCUCCCGGAACCUCUCUGACCCUCUCCCCGACCCUCUCCCCGACCCUCUCCCCGACCCUCUCCCCGACCCUCUCCCCGACCCUCUCCCCGACCCUCUCCCCGACCCUCUCCUCGACCCUCUCCCGGAACCUCUUCCGGAACCUCUUCCGGAACCGCCGGCCCCCCCAAUGCAGUUCGCCCGCCUGCGCGCAGUGCCUGCGUCUUAAAGUAGGAGCGAAACCAGCAGGGGCCUAAAGCUUAUGGCCUGCAGAUCUUUUGACUCUCUACAGACCGGGGCGGCUGUUCAAAGUGAGCGCGCCGCUCUGCGUCCCCCGGGCGGGGGGGGGGCGCGGCGCCACGCCUUAACGUAGGCGGCCACCUAGGGUGGCCGCAACUUCACACAACGCCCGCGCGCGGGCAACAGGUGCGGCGUCUUUGUAGCGCCGUGGACGUGCUUGCAGCCAAAGUAGCGAAAAUCAGUCUUGCUGUGCCCGUUGUCUAUUUCGCACGCACUUGCGAGCCCCGCGGCGUGCUCGCCAUUUAAGCUUAUUCCAGCUCGCUACUCUUUGGAGGCGCUCCGCCCUCUUGUUCAGGGCGCACGCCUCCAACAGGCUACCCCUCCAAGAAAGGCCGCCAUCAAGCUCCGGCCCCGGGCGCUGCUUUUUUCGGAAACAAAGAACGCAGGCCGCCGCGGUAUCGCUGCGCGUGUGCGCUGCGCUUUCUGGGCCAAACCCCUCAGAGCGGCCGGCGCGGCCCCGACUGCCUUUAUGGCUACGCAGCGGCGCGCUACCCUUGGCCCCACCUGACCCACCGGCACACCUCCCCCGAACAGCCUCCCUCCCCGGCGGCCUCCGCCGGGGGGUGGCUGGUUGGAUCUAAAUGCUCAACUUUUUGGAUAUGUAGCCACUUUCUCGCCUGCGUGUGUGCUACUAGCACGCGGCGGCUGAUAUUGAGUCGCCCCGGAGUUGGUGCGGGAGCUUUGCACUAUUUGCGGACCGUGAGGGGUGCUGAUAGUGCCUACGAAUGCAAGAAGUUGGAUACUUGUCAUCCUCUUUCUCGCGUUCAUUCAGAUCGUAAAGAGUCGCUAACAGACGCGACUCGAGCUGAUGAAUUGCGACACCCGCGCAGCUGAUAAGCGUGAAAGUCAAAUAGUGUCCCAGUGACCGCGAAGGUCACUCGGGUAGCCCUAUGGUUCGUGCGUUGAGUCACCCGCCCGCCCAUCCCUGUGAUAGCGAGGCGGUAUUGAUUCGAGGCCAGCACGCGCGUGCGUUGCUGUUCGUGUCCAAAAGAUCCUGAGACUGGAGCGCUUGUGCGCGCUUAGUGGGAAGCAGUGCGCGCGCCUCGAAAUCAUUGCAAAAGGCGUGCACUACUCACGACCGCACCUCGUCCACAGAUUGCAUGCACUCUUCCCGACGUCUGCUUGACUUGACUACAUGGACCGCCCCGCUGGGCCUCAGCUAAGAACAGUUGCGAGGGCGUGACUAUGCACAGAGCGACGAGGUGGUGCACAAGGAACAAAGCGCGGUCACAGAGUGCAACUGUAAAGACUAAGAACCGCGAUCGCCUCGAAUUGAAAUGAUGCUGCUUCCGACCUGACGCGCGGCCUUGCCAGCUCGCCUUCACACUGUCGCAUCGCAUCGGAGAUCCGGGAGCGCUUGACUCGGACACUCCACGUUCGUGCGAGCGUUUCCUAGAUGUGUGGAGGACGACCUCGCGGGACGUGCUCGCCCUGUGCUCUUACCGCUGAUGUCCUUCGCCGUUACACACGAGCGAAGCAUGAGCACGCUUAUAGUUCCGAGCAGCAGGAUCGGGAGUUGGUUCAUCAAUGGCGCUAUUGGCAUUUGGCCAGUGUUGUUCGCUGGCAGGCCCGGUCAUUGUCGUGCAGCUACAACAAGCAAACACACCCCACAAAAAUCGCCUAUAUAGCCGAUUUCCGCGAGAAUUUUUUUCGUUGUCAGUGGCCGCGCAAAUAUAACUCGGCCGCGUGGGCUGCUGCUAUUUCGCAGCUGUUCAAGGUUGGGGCCUCGUUUUUUUGAUGCUAGAAAUCGCGCGGCUUCGCGAUCAAAUCCGCACCAUAAUCAAACUGGCACGGCGCGACCGUGCUAGCUAGUACAAGUACUAUAAAUAUAGGCAUGAAACAUUUUGCAAUUUUCCGACCAUACACGCAGUCCUGCCGGACUAUACCAGAACGCUCUUGCGUCUGCGCUCCCGUUUGGGCCUCCUCCUGCUUGGUGAGGCUGACGAUGUGCGGCAGAAUCUCGUCGUAGAGAGCGAAGUUGAUUAUGAGCGCGAGGCCCCCUCGUACCAGGUGUACUGGGGAGCACCCCAGAAGCACCACGACAGCAAGCACGACGCAUUCCAGGAAAGAGAGCAACUCAAGAUGUACACUCGGUUUGUGUUGCAGCAAUUUUUCGGGCUCGUAGAGAUGAAACACAACGACAACCCGACAUCACCAUCCCACUACCUCGAACGGUAUCACAAUCCGAAGCCGGAGAUGGUCGAGCAUGAGCCAGCUGACACGAGGCUGGUCAAGAUAGCGACUCAUCUCAGCACUGACUUGUACACGGACGAGAUGACAAAAAUCGACGACCCCACGUUGCCCGGUCAACUUCGGGAGAUGAUCGCGAAUGGUGCUCAUUCUAUCUCCGAAGAAAGUACCCAAACGAUAAAGCAUCAUGACUCUAGCGAUGAAUCGAUAGCGUCAACAAGCAGCAGCAGCGCGGCGGCACCGCAGCACGGAAGGCACCGAGGGGCACCAUAGAGAAAAGUAGAACAACAGGGCAAUGAAGACGCCUGCUUAGGAAAAGAGCUUCAUCCCUUCGGGGGUGGCGCGAAGGCAUUUUUGGACGCAAGUGGGCGAAUAUACAAUAGCAGAACAAAGCAAGACGCGUCGCGGCGCAGUUGCUGUAGCAGCUGCAUGAAGAUUCGCGGUCGUUAUGGUUUCUUUGCGAAAAACGAGUGGCGCCUGUCGCAGUGGAGUGGUGCCACCUUUGAGCGCUGUCGAGCAAAGCCCAGCCAAAGUGCUCACAUUCCAGUUAUUUGCUUCGUCCCUGUGUAUGAUUACAAGUCUGCUCAUCUUCCUGGGCAGAGACAGCCUAUCAGCGUCGUACCUAGUACUCGCGCAAUGGAUACAGGAAGCGAGAGCGAAUGCAGGUGAUGCAGUAGCGUCAUCUUGCCCCCUGUCAUUGAUUUUUUUUUUUUCAACGGUUACGUUUGCAGCAGAUUUGUUUUAGCGACUUUCCCUCACAAUGUUCCAGGCGAGAACGGGACAAUGAGGACGUAGAGCGGAUUUCGAAGCCCAAGGCGCCGAUGAACGAAAUAUGUUUAAACGCUCACGAGCUUUUUUCUCGUUUUUUUUGCAUCAAUUUCCAAAAAUACUAGUAUACGCAGCCUGUCGCUAAUAUGAGUAUGACCUAUACGGACCGCGUAAAGUCUUUGCUUUACCUUUUGCUGUGGUGGAAACAAAGUAUCGCUGCUACUAACAGUAACAGCCCUGUUCUGGCGUAAGAGCACCUGCCCUGCAGCUGUUCCAUCAUUAAUCUACCACGUCGGGACUAGUUUGAUUUGUCCCUGCUUGUAUUCCGAUGAGCAAUCUUCUGCUCGUGCUAUGUCAUGUCGGUACUUGCAAACGGCAUCAGCUCCUUGAGCAGUUUUGUAAAGUAUCGGUGUCAUUGAAUGGGUUGGGCAUGGUGCCGUGCGUCGGUGGUACAUGGACGAUGCAAAGUCUCACUAUUCUGGGGCCGUAGAUGAAAUGGUAUGAAGAUAAACGCACUCACAGACAGCACACAUUUUCGCUUCGGCUUCCGUCUGGAAUUCUAUAUUUUUCGUAUUACCGGGCACAUACGAAACAAAGCAGCAUAGUUGUAUAAACU